AUGCAUCUUCCAACCAUUUCUUCUUUGUUGUGUCUUGCUGGCUUGAUUUCUGGGUUCGUCAAUGCUUAUGAUGAUCCCAAUAUCAAAAGCAUCCCGCUCCGAACCCACAGUCUCUCUCCGCCAUACCUAGACUCGGAUUUCCAAAGCCGCUGGUUCGACUUCGGAGGGGAUACAGUUGUCCGAGCUGACAAGUAUAUACGUCUCACAGCCGAUCGACCCUCGCAGCAAGGAUGGAUCUUCUCGCGCGUACCUCUGACCGCGACCAAUUGGCAGAUCGAGCUCGAAUUCGAAAUACACGGCAAUGGCAAUCUACACGGUGAUGGCUUUGCUCUUUGGCUCACAAAGCAACGCGCUACUCAGGGUCCCGUCUUCGGAUCAACCGAUAAGUUUGAAGGUCUCGGUAUUUUCUUCGAUACGUACAAGAACAACCGUCCCGGCGUCUCGUUCCCUUAUGUCAUGGCCAUGAUGGGUGACGGCGAGACUACCUACGAUCAAGCACACGACGGCAAGGGAAACGAGCUAGCCGGUUGCUCUGCCCGCGGCCUUCGCAACGCCCCAGUCCCCACCAAAGCCCGCCUCACCUAUUUCCAGGACAAGUCACUGUCCCUAGAACUGCAAUAUAAGACGGAGGACACCUGGGUCGAUUGCUUCCGACUCAGUGCCGAUGAACACAAGAUCGCCAUCCCCUCUGUCGCAUACCUCGGUCUCUCCGCUGAGACAGGUGAGCUCAGUGACAACCACGACAUUGUCUCUCUCAAGGCCGACAACCUGUACUCCGUCAGCCGUAGCAGUGGUAACCGAGGCCCAGACACCCGUGGUCCCAACCGUGGCGGCAACUCCAAAAAGAAGAGUGGCAGCUGGUCAUGGUUCCUCUUUAAGAUCGUGCUGUUCUUUGGUGCUAUCGGUGGUGGUUACUUCGGCUGGACAAUUUACCGCACCAAGACGCGGUCUUCGCGUUUCUAG
This is a messenger RNA of Penicillium taxi, 963 nucleotides long. Its product is annotated as legume-like lectin family protein. NCBI's taxonomy places the organism in Eukaryota, Fungi, Ascomycota, Eurotiomycetes, Eurotiales, Aspergillaceae. Gene Ontology annotation, cellular component: Golgi membrane; endoplasmic reticulum membrane; endoplasmic reticulum-Golgi intermediate compartment. Gene Ontology annotation, biological process: endoplasmic reticulum organization; Golgi organization; endoplasmic reticulum to Golgi vesicle-mediated transport. The transcript is spliced from 6 exons. Gene Ontology annotation, molecular function: D-mannose binding. The record is from RefSeq and is a predicted model, not a curated record. The coding region runs from base 1 to 963 and encodes 320 amino acids.